Molecule: messenger RNA, 4374 nt
Organism: Mobula hypostoma (lesser devil ray)
Lineage: Eukaryota; Metazoa; Chordata; Chondrichthyes; Myliobatiformes; Myliobatidae
Gene: tcea3
Product: transcription elongation factor A (SII), 3
Exons: 12
Coding region: 411-1526 (371 amino acids)
Biological process (GO): transcription elongation by RNA polymerase II; DNA-templated transcription
Cellular component (GO): nucleus
Molecular function (GO): zinc ion binding; nucleic acid binding
Source: RefSeq, a predicted model, not a curated record
CCCCACAUUCCCAGUUCAUUGCAAAUUAAAUAUACCACCUCCUAGCUCACUUCAACCGUCGAGAAAGUACUACUUUUCCCUGUAGCACCCAAGUCAAGAUUCUUUUUCAAAGAUGAACCCCGACUGUUUUCACUUUAAAUUCGCGUCCCAGUUUAGUCCUUGACGGGUUAUUCUGGGCGCUGUCUACACUUUGAAGUUUCAGAGCAACUGUGCUUUUUCUUACGGCCGCCAGGCAACUUCAUGCAGACAGCGCCGUUCGAUGGGACACGCCUCCCCCUGCAGAGACUUCGCCCUCAACUCGGCUGUAGGAUUUCGUUUUAAUGUUUUGGUUUGUUUAAAAUAUAGUUGCGCUUUAUUUUACUGCCGUCCAGUCCUCGUGUGCACUUAACGGAUUUAUGUAACUGACCGUCAUGGGAAGAGAGGAAAGCCUUGUUCGGAUUGCAAAAAAGUUGGAUAAAAUGGUAUCCAGGAGAAACAUGGACGGUGCUCUGGACCUGCUCCAGGAACUAGAAGGAAUGAAGAUGACCCUGAAGCUGCUGCAGACCACAAGAAUCGGCAUGUCUGUAAACUCGAUUCGUAAGCACUGCACAGAUGAGCAAGUUAUCACACUUGCUAAAAUCCUCAUCAAAAAAUGGAAGAAACUUCUCGCUACAGAAAUUUCAGUUGACCAUAAGGUGCAGAAACCUUCAGGAAAAGAGGAUGUGACGGACAAGUCAUCAGCAAUGGUGGUAGAAACCCUAAAACAUUCAAAGAAGAAAAGCAAGGACUGGAGAGACUCAAUCAGUUCCACGUCUUCAACGGAAGGUACUCCCUCAUCCAGGAAGAGUUCCACUGACAGAAAGCAGGACCCAUACAGGAGAGAUUCCUCAAGUUCUAUGUCACCAGUAGCCCUCUCACCAGCGUCAAGAAAGACCUCCACAGAUAAGGAGGAGAGUGGUGGUGUCAGUAAAGGAAAGAUGGAAUCGCCUUCUUCCCCCAUCAGCCCUACCUUCUCCUCAGCAACUAUUCUCCCUCCUUUCCUGUCGACUGGCGAGACCAUCCGUGACAAAUGCAUAGAGAUGCUGAUAGCAGCUCUGAAGACUGACGAUGAUUACAAGGACUAUGGUGCCAACUGUGACAAAAUGGGUGCAGAAAUUGAAGAUUAUAUCUAUCAGGAGUUUCAGAAAACUGACAUGAAGUACAAAAACCGGGUCCGAAGCAGAAUAAGUAACCUGAAAGACCCAAAGAACCCUAACUUGAGAAAGAACGUACUCUCUGGUGCGAUAGACCUCCUGCACCUGGCAAGGAUGACUGCAGAGGAGAUGGCCAGCGAUGAGUUGAAGGAGCUACGGAAUGUGAUAACUAUGGAAGCUAUUAGGGAGCAUCAGAUGGCCAAAACAGGCGGUACUGUUUCUAGUCUCUUCCAAUGUGGUAGAUGCAAGAAGAAAAACUGUACCUACAAUCAGGUUCAAACCCGAAGUGCCGAUGAACCGAUGACAACAUUCGUUCUGUGUAAUGAAUGUGGAAACCGCUGGAAGUUCUGCUGAUUGACUGGACAUUAUUGAAACAUUCUUCACCACAAUUUAAACUUCAUCUUUUUCGGAGGAGAAGAAAAUAUAUUCAAGCCAAGUCAGAAAUUCUUAUGGUGCUUAAUGUUUUCAAGUGAUGCAGGAGCAAAUUUGGCUCUUAAUCAAAAAUGUACUGAGAACUGAACAAAGUCUGCAGCUUCAGCAUACUGCAUGCUUUCUGCUGUGUAAUGAGGUAUAGAUCUGAGGAAAAGAAAUUGAAAUUAGAGGGAAUACUCAACAGAUCAGGCAGCAUUUGUGGAAAGAGAAGCAAUUGUCUCUUCAGACAGGAAACAUUAGCAUUAUACUUCAGGCCUGAAAUAUUCACUACAGUGCUGACUGAACAGUUUUUUUUUCAUUUUGAGCAUUUUUGCCUUUGUUUCAAAUCUCCAGCAAAUGCAGAUUUUAUUAUCAAUUUGGAUUUCACAACCGUCUGAACAUUAAAUUAUUUGCAAAAUUGUACAGAGACAAAUUUUGUGGCAUUUUCAACAUUAAAAAGCAUUGUAUGGUUUUGCUUAUAUUGCACGAAUAUUAAGCUGGUCUUUGAAGAUCAAUUUUAUUAGGGGGUCCCAAAGUUUUAAAUGAGAAACAUCUUAUUUUUCACAGGCAUUUUAUGUUUGCAGAAUGCAAAAUAUAUGAGAUUCAAUUGAAAUGCAUUUGUUUUAAAAAAUCCAAGUCUCUUUGGAAUAACUAAUAAUAAGGAAUCAAUUACAUCCUCACAGGGGAGUACUGCAUGAGUUAUAAACCAAAUCUGAAAGGACUUUUUUUUGUAUAUCACUGUUCAUUUGUGUUCAUUUUUAAAGAAGUCGCUACCUUACCUUCCAAAUAUACUCUCACUCUCAAACUUCUCCACCUUUGAACUGUUAGUUUCAGUUGGCCAGUUGUUUCAUGAGCUGUGGACAGCCUCCAUUAUCUUCUUGGAGUAAUUGGUCUUCAGAGGUGAAAAGAGAGCAGCAGAUCUCCAUUAUCAGCAUCCGAAUCAGGUUUAAUAUCACUGGAAUAUGAAAUGAAAUUUGUUGUCUUUGCGACAGCAGUACAAUGCAAAACAUAAUAAUAUAACAAAACUGUGAAUUAGAGUAGAUGUAUAUAUAUAUCAAAUAGUUAAAUAAGUAGUGCAAAAAUAAAAAUUAAAGAACUAGUGAGGUAUGGGUUCAGUAUGCAUUCAGAAAUCAGAUGGCAGAAGGGAAAAAUCUGUUCUAGAAUCGGUGAGUGUGUGCCUUCACGCUUCUGUACCUCCUUCCUGAUGGUAGCAAUGAGAAGAGUGUACUGGGUGAUGAGGGUCCUUAAUGAUGGACGCCGCCUUUCUGAGGCAUUGCUCCAUCAGGUGUCCUGGACACUAUGGAAUCUAGUGCCCAUGAUGGAUCUGACUAAGUUUACAACUUUGCAGCUUAUUUCAAUCCUCUGCCAUAGCCACCCAUUCCCCCAAAUAUACCAGACGGUGAUGCAACCGGUUAGAAUGUUCUCCUCAGUACAUCUGCUGGUGUCUUUGGUGACAUUACAAAUCUCCGCAAACUCCUAAUGCAAUAUAGUCACUGUUGUGGCUUCUUUGUAGUUGUGUCGAUAUGUUGGGUCCAGGUUAGAUCCUCAGAUAUAUUAACACCCAGGAACUUGAACUUGCUCACUCUCUCCACUUCUGAUCCCUCCAUGAGAACUGCUGUGCGUUCCCUCGUCUUACCCUUUCUGAAGUCCACGAUCAGUUCUUUGGUCUUGCUGACGUUGAGACCUUAUUAUCUCCUGUCACCAUUAUCUUUACAGAGAGCGUCAGGUCUCCAUCAUCUUACAGGAGCAAAAAGUGUUCACAGGUGAAUUCCAAUAAAGUCAUAAAGGUGUCACUCAUGAGGCUAGUUCUUGUUUGACAGUCAUAUAAUUAAAGUUAGUGGGAAGGAAGUUAUAUAUCUGGUUGGAUGGGAUCCUGAAGGGUUUCAUUGUAUUUUCACUUCAGCCAGUGCUUGUCAGACUGAUCAGAUACCCUGUGGUGAUUAUUUUUCCCUUAGGUAAUCCGACACUGAAGAGUUCUUUAUUGUUCAGCUGAAUGCUUUUGUUGCUUAACCACCAUUCUCUCCAAUCCCAUGAAAUUCCCUGUACUUCCAUUGCUAAUAAAACUCUUCAAAGAAAGUUACAAAUGCACCCUCAGUUUUGUACUUCUCUGACUUUUUUUCCCCUCUCUUGCAAACAUUGCUCAAAGACACUUCCUUAUAGUUGUAACACAUACCAAAUGCUGGAGGAACUCUGCAGGUCAGGCAGCAUCUACAGAAAGGGAUAAAGAGUCAAUGCUUUGGGCUGACACCUUUCAACAGUCCUAAUUCCAUUCCAUAGGUGCUGCCUGACCUGCUGAGUUCCUCCAGCGUUUUUGUAUGUUGUGGAUUUCCAGCAUCUGCAGAUUCUCAUGUGCUUAUCCUCAUGGUUGUGUUUGACUUCUCGACAAUCCCUGAGAUUAGGCAAUUAACGGUGUAAGAAGACAUUGAAAUACUUUAGAUAUUUGAUAGGAAGUUUUUGUUUUGUUGUCUGAAAACUACUUGCAGGCAAUGUUGCUGAGUUGGCAAAAGACUGAAUCUUUGAUUUGUUUUCAAAUUGUAUAUUUUUCCCCCUUCAGGCCAGCUUCAGAUGUUUGUAUUCAGAAAAUUAAAGUGAUUGUACAUGUUUUAGAAAUGUGAGUGUCAACAAAUUAAAUAAACCAGCUUAAAUCCUUUUCAUUUUCUUUUAAGGUCGUGUUUUCCUUCUGGAUAUUUUAACAUUUGGUGCAUGUUUGUCUAAAUGGCUGGAUAGCACAGUGGCGCAGUUACCCUAGGUCUUGUGACUUGGCUACUGUCUAUAUGGAGUUGGCAUGUUU